Penicilliopsis zonata CBS 506.65 is the source of this 2102-nucleotide messenger RNA. RefSeq lists its product as hypothetical. Bases 49 to 1806 code for a protein of 585 amino acids. The transcript has 3 exons. NCBI's taxonomy places the organism in Eukaryota, Fungi, Ascomycota, Eurotiomycetes, Eurotiales, Aspergillaceae. The record is from RefSeq and is a predicted model, not a curated record. Gene Ontology annotation, cellular component: mitochondrial matrix; mitochondrial inner membrane. Gene Ontology annotation, biological process: protein import into mitochondrial intermembrane space; protein refolding; mitochondrial unfolded protein response. Gene Ontology annotation, molecular function: ATP-dependent protein folding chaperone; protein-folding chaperone binding; ATP binding.
UCUAAUUCUCUUGUCUCUGUUUAAUUAUCUCUUUUUACUACACACAAGAUGCAGAGAGCUCUCUCUUCCCGGACUUCUGUCCUCUCGGCCGCCAAGCGUGCCCCCUUCGCCAGAUCGCCGUUGAGCAUUCAACAGCAGCGUUUUGCUCACAAGGAGCUCAAGUUUGGCGUUGAAGCUCGCGCCCAGCUCCUCAAGGGUGUCGACACUCUCGCCAGGGCCGUUACCUCGACUCUCGGACCUAAGGGCCGCAAUGUUCUGAUCGAAUCUCCCUACGGUUCCCCCAAGAUCACCAAGGAUGGUGUCAGUGUGGCCAAGGCCAUUACCCUCGAGGACAAGUUCGAGAACCUCGGCGCUCGCCUCAUUCAGGAGGUCGCUUCCAAGACCAAUGAGACCGCUGGUGAUGGUACCACUACCGCGACCGUCCUCGCCCGUGCCAUCUUCUCCGAGACCGUCAAGAACGUUGCCGCUGGAUGCAACCCCAUGGACCUCCGCCGCGGUAUCCAGGCCGCUGUCGACGCCGCUGUUGACUACCUCCAGCAGAACAAGCGCGACAUCACCACCGGAGAGGAGAUCGCUCAGGUCGCUACCAUCUCGGCCAAUGGUGACACCCACGUUGGUAAGCUCAUCUCCACCGCCAUGGAGAAGGUUGGCAAGGAGGGUGUCAUCACCGUCAAGGAGGGCAAGACCCUCGAGGAUGAGCUCGAGGUGACUGAGGGUAUGCGCUUCGACCGUGGCUACACCUCUCCCUACUUCAUCACCGACGCCAAGUCCCAGAAGGUCGAGUUUGAGAAGCCCCUGAUCCUCCUCUCCGAGAAGAAGAUCUCUGCUGUCCAGGAUAUCAUCCCCGCCCUUGAGGCCUCCACCACUCUCCGCCGUCCUCUCGUCAUCAUUGCCGAGGACAUCGAGGGUGAGGCUCUCGCCGUCUGCAUCCUGAACAAGCUCCGUGGUCAGCUCCAGGUUGCCGCUGUCAAGGCCCCUGGCUUCGGUGACAACCGCAAGAGCAUCCUCGGUGACCUUGGUGUCCUGACCAACGGUACCGUCUUCACUGACGAGCUGGACAUCAAGCUUGAGAAGCUCACCCCCGACAUGCUCGGCUCCACUGGUUCCAUCACCAUCACCAAGGAGGACACCAUCAUCCUCAACGGUGAGGGCAGCAAGGACUCCAUUGCCCAGCGCUGCGAGCAGAUCCGUGGCGUCAUGGCUGACCCUACCACCUCCGAGUACGAGAAGGAGAAGCUCCAGGAGCGUCUCGCUAAGCUCUCUGGCGGUGUCGCCGUCAUCAAGGUCGGCGGUGCCUCCGAGGUUGAGGUCGGUGAGAAGAAGGACCGUGUCGUUGAUGCCCUCAACGCCACCCGUGCCGCCGUUGAGGAGGGUAUCCUCCCUGGUGGUGGUACUGCCCUGCUCAAGGCCGCCGCCAACGGCCUUGCCAACGUCAAGCCUGCCAACUUCGACCAGCAGCUCGGUGUGAGCAUCAUCAAGAGCGCCAUCACCCGCCCUGCUCGUACCAUUGUCGAGAACGCUGGCCUUGAGGGCAGCGUCAUUGUCGGCAAGCUCACCGAUGAUUUCGCCGCCGACUUCAACCGUGGCUUCGACAGCUCCAAGGGCGAGUAUGUCGACAUGAUCUCUGCCGGUAUUGUCGAUCCCCUCAAGGUUGUUCGCACCGCUCUCGUUGACGCCAGCGGUGUGGCCUCCCUCCUGGGUACCACCGAGGUCGCCAUCGUCGAUGCCCCCGAGCCCAAGGGUCCCCCUGCCCCCCCUGCUGGCGGCAUGGGCGGCAUGGGCGGCAUGGGUGGCGGCAUGUUCUAAGCUGAUCUUAGGCCGCUGUCCCAUCCAUGAUCUCCUCCUUUCACCUUCCCAAGGGUUAUUCUGCCUUUUUGAGCGUGUCUUGCAUAGUAUGAGCAUUUCCUUUUCUUCUUCUAUAUUCUGCUUUUUUUUUCCCUUCCCUUUUCGCCCAAAUGUCUUCUACAACAACCUACCUCUCUCCUCCUCUAUCCUCCCUCUUGUUUUUCCCUCGUCUUCCGCACACCCCAUCUCCACUCUACUAAGGGCGUCCUUUUGGGCAUAGAAAAAGGUCUCAAGGUCCAGUGUACCAUAUAUGUAUU